Molecule: messenger RNA, 1168 nt
Organism: Chilo suppressalis (striped riceborer)
Lineage: Eukaryota; Metazoa; Arthropoda; Insecta; Lepidoptera; Crambidae
Source: the annotation of a GenBank genome assembly
AUUUUUUUUAAUGUGUCUUAAAAUAAAAAAGGCAAAGACGCUACUUGAAACAGUCAAUCCUAAAAUGGCUGCACUAGUUGUACAAUCUAGAUUUGCCGGAUUGAAAAUCGAAGACGACGACUACCCUACUGCUAGUGAGAGUCAAAAGUCGAAGAAAUCUAAAAUAGCCGCUGCCAAAAAAAGUGAACCAGCAAAGAAAUCUAAGAUCAACGCCAAUAAAACACAGAACGCACCUAAGAAGAAAAAGUCCAAACCCAAUGCAGUUUCUUCUAAUCAAUGGGAACAAUGGAAGCAAAAGGAUGCAGAACUUGUUGAUGGGAACUUUGAGUGUGAAUUGCAACAGGCAAUACUUUUGUCUAAAUUGGAUUAUGAAGAAAAGAAAGAUGUAUACAAACAAAUAAAAAAAGAAGCUGAAAUAGAAAAGAAAGUAGCCGAUCAAAAUUCUCGCGGAAACAAUAAAAAACAAAAGAAAAAGACUGUAAUGAGUCUCGAACAAUUUAAUGAUAUGAUGAAUCCUCCAGAAGAUACUGGUAAUGCUAAGCUUGAUAAUGAGGAAUACAAUAAUAUAGAGGAAGUUAAAGCAACAAUCAAGGACACAGAGUUCUUUGAAAGAGUUAAAGAUGAUACCAGGAACGAGCUUAUUAAAGAACAGAUUAAUGAUAGAGUUCGCAAUCGGCAGUUUCUUGCAGAUGAAAUAAUCACCAGGGUUCAGUUUAUAGACACCAUUGAGAGGAAGGAUAAAGAAAUAGAGAUCUUAAGACAAGAAGUCACAAGUCUCAAACAGGAACUUUUAACUGUUAAAUGUAGAAAUAAGAAAUUAUGCAACAUACUCGGUCAAGGUGAAAUGAAAGAUAAAGCAGAGGUGCUGGUGGAGGUUGAACGCUUACGAGCAGUACAGUCGGAGCUCACAUCCGAAAUAGCAGCUUUACAUACUGAAUUGGAGAAGGAACGUUCUAAGAAUGCCCAGGACCCACGGAGUAAAGAUAAGAAGAGAAGGGGUCACCUCUGACAAAGGAAAGUAAAAGGCUAGUUAUUUAACAUUACUGUUCAAUGUAAGUAGGUAAUAUGAUUAAUUUUUGUCAAUGUAUACUAGUUUUCUAUUGAUAAGUCAAUUCUGAAUUUAUAUUUAAAAGGUAUAGUUUUUGUAUAAGCAAUUAUUUAUAGGUAC